GGAGCGGCGCAUAGCCACGGACCGGGGCGACCCCGAGGAAGAAACGCCCGCGGGGACGCGGCCGUGGGCCCUGGAGGAGCCGGCCUUCUGGGCCUCGCAGCCUCUGGGGAGCCCGGAGGAGGAAGGCAGUGGCAAUGAGGAGGCAGCCAGCAGUGGCCUGGACAACAGCCUGACCAACAUCCAGUGGCUGGGGAAGAUGACCUCAAAUGGACUAGGCUCCUGUGGCCUGAAAAGGGACACGGAGAAGGAGAACCAGACCCCGAAGCAGAAAACCCUUAAGUCUGAGGGAAGCCCCCCAGUGGCCACCGCCUCUUCCACUUUGUGGCACGAAUCUUUCCCUGAGCGGCCUCCCUACUCUUACAUGGCCAUGAUCCAGUUUGCCAUCAACAGCACUGAGAAGAAGCGCAUGAUGCUGAAAGACAUCUAUGCCUGGAUUGAGGAUCACUUCCCCUACUUCAAGCAUGUGGCCAAGCCAGGCUGGAAGAACUCUGUACGUCACAAUCUUUCUCUUCAUGACAUGUUUGUUCGGGAGACGUCUGCCAACGGGAAAAUUGCAUUCUGGACCAUCCACCCUGAAGCAAACCGCUACCUGACGCUGGACCAGGUGUUCAAGCAGCAGAAGCGUCCUACUCUGGAUCUGCGGAAGAACGUGAAAGGUGGCAAAGCGGAGCCCCAGGCCUCCCGGCCGAGGGUGAAGCCCUUGCUGCCACGGGUCAGUUCCCACCUGGUCCCGGCCCUGUUUCCAAUGAGUGAGCCGCUUCGCCUUCAGACGCCUUCGAAGCUGCCUCUGCCUGUGGCCUCGGGGGCCAUGCAGAUCAACCGAGGGGAGCGCCCUGCUCCAAAGAUCCUGCGCUCCAGCGAAGAACCAGCGCUGUUGCCUCCUGCACGUUCCAUAAAGGAGGAGAGCUACUGCGGCGAAGGGUCCUCUUCAUUGGGCCCCUCUCAGCCUCUCGAGGAAGGCCCCUGUACGGACAGCGGAGAACCGUCAGCCGGAGUCCUGAGGGACGGUUUCCGCUCCUGGGAGUGGGCCUCCAGCUUCCUCCCUGCGUGGCCUGUAAAGGAGGAACCAGCACAAGGCGGCAGAGAGCAGAGCCUCUGUGUCUGGGCAGCCCCUGUGAAAGCGAAGGGACAGGCUGCCGGUCUCAGACCAGCCCCCCAAAGCACGCCAGCCGUAAAGAGGCAAGCGCCGGGCAGAUCCAGAAGGAAGCAGCACUUAGCCCUCUCCUCCUUGGAAGAACCGGUCCUCCUCCUGCCCCUCGGUGGUGGCUCACCUUCCUUCCUGAUGGGACACAGCCUUCCCUCCGCUCAGGGGGGCCCUCUGGGAAGCGUGCCCCACCCCACCUGUGCUCCGGGAGAGGAGGGCCGUUUUGAGACUCCAGUGCAGGGGGUGUCCUGCCAGCUGCCAACUGCUUCCACCCCGAAUAAGACACCCAUGACCACCUCCACACCCCUGCCAGCCCCUGACCGGUGGAGAUCGGCCCCUUUGGUCAAGGAGAGAAGCGAGGUGGAUUUCAGCUCUCUGAGACCUUCUCCACUGCCAUUCCUGGCCUUCCAGGACGGUUUAGAUCUCCUGGGGUUUCAUGAGGCUCCACUAAGACCACCCCUGUGUGAUUCUCCCCAGCGCCCACUCCUGAGUGCAGAAGCUGGUGAAAUAGUCCCUGGGCUCCUGACCAGUUCCCCCACACCCAGCACGGUGGCCUCUGAGCUCCCGGGAGACAACUCCCUUCUGGAAGGCCUUGCCUUGGAUACCCUGCCUGAUAAUUGGAGCAAAAUCGCUCUGGACGUCAGUUUCCCAGACACCCAGAAUGACGACCUGGAGACCAGCCUGAGCUGGUCACCGUUCCUUCCUCAGCUGAAGUGA
Candoia aspera is the source of this 1861-nucleotide messenger RNA. RefSeq names its product forkhead box M1 (gene FOXM1). Gene Ontology annotation, cellular component: nucleus. The record is from RefSeq and is a predicted model, not a curated record. Gene Ontology annotation, molecular function: DNA-binding transcription factor activity; RNA polymerase II transcription regulatory region sequence-specific DNA binding. Gene Ontology annotation, biological process: G2/M transition of mitotic cell cycle; regulation of cell population proliferation; regulation of transcription by RNA polymerase II. The transcript is spliced from 7 exons. The coding region runs from base 197 to 1861 and encodes 554 amino acids. Lineage: Eukaryota; Metazoa; Chordata; Lepidosauria; Squamata; Candoiidae.